Physcomitrium patens is the source of this 2807-nucleotide messenger RNA. Its product is annotated as pectinesterase 2. Gene Ontology annotation, molecular function: pectinesterase activity; enzyme inhibitor activity. Gene Ontology annotation, biological process: cell wall modification. The record is from RefSeq and is a predicted model, not a curated record. Lineage: Eukaryota; Viridiplantae; Streptophyta; Bryopsida; Funariales; Funariaceae.
CUUCGGUUCGCGGCCAGCUUGGAAAUGCUAUUCCUGUCACCAGAAAAGCCUGAUUGCCAGCAUGAUGACGCGUAAAACUCAGGUGUUGGCACCAUCCUCAAUUUAUCCAAAUCGUGGGGACAGCGAGAUUCCGCGCGUCCGAAACGAGCACUUCGUUGCAGAUAGAUACAUUGUGAGCGAACAAGCAGAAUUGGGUUCGACAGAGGUAGAUGUGGUGGAGAUACAUGUGAGGGCGUGGGCUGGAGGUGUGUGAGCAGGAUUUUGGGAUGUCGGAUGGUUUAGCUGGAGUUCUCGUCCACACUGUUUGAGGCUUAUUUAUUUGUUUUCAUUUUUUUGGUACGGAUUUGGUGAGACAGGAUGUUUAGGAGAUUCCUUGGUAUUGCUUGCAGUUGCGGGCACAGCGAGUGUGAUGCUACACAUGGAUUAUCUGCCGGGGCGGUAAAGAAGACAAUAUCAGGGCAUUUGGGCGGAGAAACUACAGCUAGGGCUUGGCUUGCGUGACAGGUUGCUAACAAAGCAGGAAUUCAUGGAUACGCCUGGUAAAGGACCUCUCCAAGCUGGUACCUCCCCUUCAGGAAAACAGCGCUCCAAUUUUAAAGGCUGCUGCAUCUUCUUCGUCCUUGUGGCUGCUGUAAUCCUCGUUGCAGCUGCUGUUCUCAUCCCAACGGUAUUGAUUCCGAGGCUGCGCGACAAGGAUAAACCUGCCGGACAUAUCAGCAAAGCGCUAGAUCGCAUUGCAUUAGCUUGUAAUAUAACGAGGUUUCCUGAUACAUGCAAGAGCACUAUCGUAGGCACUACCGCCGCUGAGUCUGACUCGAUCUGGAUCCCCAACUUGGCUGUGGCGGCUGCUACAGAUGCCGUUACUAGCAUUCUUUCGCGAUGCCGCGCCUACAACCUAGAUCCCGAAGUUAUAUUUAACGCGACUUACGGGAGCAUUGUGGAUGACUGUCUCGAGAUUCUGCAAUAUGGCCUUCAGUACUUAACGAGUUCGUCUGAGACACUCUCCAAGUUUCCGGGCCCAGAACAGAACCGUGAGCCGCCGAUUAACGAGCUCAGAACAUGGGUUAGUGGAGCACUCACUGUCACCGGAGCCUGCUCCGACACACUGUCACGAAUCCAGACCGUCAAGAGCGCACCUUUGCGACAGCAGGCGAACCAGACCUUCCAGGUUGUCAGCAACGCACUUGCAAUUGUCAACUCAUUCGCAGUAUACGGUGAUGAUUUGGAGAAGUGGCAACCAGCUUAUUUCUUAGGUAAUUCCCGUGGGCCUCUGUCAAAAUCUGCACGGCGUAUGUUGCUCUCUACUGAAGAUUCGCCACAGUUCAAGCUUCGCAGGAGCAAUCCUCUGUCGAUUUCAGGUGGAUCGUGUGAAAGUUCUCCGAAUCAUAACUCCUGUUCAUCUACGACUGGUUCCUCCUUGAAUGUUGCUGGUUCUCUUCCCAACUGGUUGAGAUCACAGGAUAGGAGACUAUUGCUCGAGGAAUCCUUUCCCAUUGCAAACAUUACAGUUGCCCAGGACGGUUCAGGCAAUUACACGACCAUUCAGGAGGCAGUGGAUGCUGCACCAAUCAACAGCAGCAUACGAUUUGUAAUCCACAUCAAAUCGGGCGUGUAUGACGAGGUGGUGAGGGUCCCCUUUCUAACGAAGAAUGUCAUGUUCCUGGGAGAUGGCAUCAAUCAAACCAUUAUCACAGGAAACCGAAGCGUGCAGAAUCCGAGCAUAACCACCUUCAAGUCUGCCACUGUCGGUGUGGCCGGAGAAGGCUUCAUGGCCAGGGGCCUUACGAUCCUGAACACGGCCGGCGCCGUAGCUCAACAAGCCGUAGCGCUCCGAGUCUCGGCAGACAAGAGCGCGUUGUGGCAAUGCUCACUGCACGGGUUCCAAGACACUCUCUGGGCACAUGCAUUUCGUCAGUUCUACAAAGACUGCACUAUCUCCGGCACCGUUGAUUUCGUCUUCGGAAAUGCCGCAGCAGUGCUGCAGAGCUGCACCCUUCUAGCGAGAGUCAACCUCCCUGGCAAACAGAAUGUGUUUACUGCGCAAGGGAGGACCGAUCCUGGGCAAUGGACGGGGUUCUCCAUCCAGGACUGCACGCUCGACGGAACGCCGGACCUGCUCCAACUGAAUUCUUCGUCACAACAACUCACUUACCUGGGGCGGCCCUGGAAGCAAUAUUCUCUGACUGUGAUCAUGAAGUCCUACAUGUCAGCCAUCAUUGACAGCGCUGGCUGGCUUCCAUACUCUGGUGACUUCGCUUUUACUACGCUGUUCUACGGGGAAUAUGGUAACACUGGACCUGGAGCCAAAACUGAAGCAAGAGUAAACUGGUCGACAGCAAUCACAGAUCCCGCAGUUGUCACCAAGUUUCAAGUUGGGCAGUUUCUUCAUUCCGCAACUUGGUUGCCCUCCACUGGCAUUCCUUAUACAGAUUCUUAGUAGCACCCUCAGUGGAUGUUACCCCUGAGUUCACUGUAGAAACCAUUAUAUUAGGCUAUUUAUCUGGAGUCGCCCCUUCUGUAGAUUAGUACAAAAAUGUAUGUAGAAGAUUUGGACUUGCGUGUGCGUGCAAAGAAUCCAUGUGGGUUGCCCGAGGUGCGUUAUUUUUCUUGAUAAGUUGAGAAAAUAAAUUAGAACACAGACACUUCGUUCACUUGUAGAUUAUGUCACCUUUUGCCUCCAACAUGAUUGCUGGCGAUCCAUUGCAGGGGUACCCUGGCAUGUAUUUAUACUGAAAUUCCUGAUAUCAUUUUCUUGGGUACGACAUUGCUUAGAGGGCAGUGCCGGGCUGAACGCUCAGUUGCCUGCA